AUGGCUCUUAUUGCAUUCCCCGAACACACCAAAACCCUCAUUCUCUCAACAAGCCAUACAUACAACUACGUCCACAUUCCCCCAACAAACCCAACCAAAGCAACAAUCCUAUUCCUCCACGGAUUCCCAUCAUCAAGCUAUGACUGGCGCCACCAAAUCUCCUUCUUCCCACUCCACGGCUACGGCAUCCUAGUACCAGAUCUCCUCGGUUACGGCGGGACCAGCAAGCCAACUUCAGCCGAGGAAUACAAAGCCAAGAACAUGGCCGCAGAGAUAAUUGAGAUCUUGGAUCAUGAGAGACUGAUAAAGAUACAUGCUGUAUCUCACGAUACAGGAACUAUUCUUCUUUCUCGACUCGCGAACUAUUUUCCGGAGAGGCUUUUGUCAUGCACAUUCCUAGAGGUGCCGUACUCGAAACCAGGGGAGCACUUUGAUCUUGAUGCUGUGAAUGCUAUGACGAAGAAGGUUCAUGGGAAGGAGAGGUUUGGGUAUUUGAAGUUUUUCGUUAGUGAUUGUGCGGGGGAUAUAUUGGAUCAGUAUAGCGAGUCCUUUUUUACGCUCUUCUAUCCUAGAGAUGCAUCACUUUGGAAUGAUCAUCUCGGCCCUGAAGGGGCUAUGGAUUCGUGGCUUUUAGAUGACCGCCGAGCCCCAAUGGCGUCGUACAUCACAGACGAGGAAAGAGUUGUUCACCAGAGAAUCAUGCAAGGGCAUCAUGGCCCGCCACUGAACUGGUAUCGCGUGCUGGUGAAUAACCUGAACAAUGAGGAUGAGAUAGAAACGAAACUAUGCCCCUGGAUCUCCUGUCCGACCGUUAUGCUCUUUUCAAGCCAAAUGACGGGUGUUUUUCCUGAUGAUGCUGCCGAGUCAAUGGGGAUUCUGGGUCCCUCGCUGUUCAAAUGCGUUAGUACGCCUGGCCAUUGGCUGCAACUAGAAGCAAGGGACGAAGUCAAUGCUAUCCUCAAGGAAUUUUUUGAGAAGUAUGGCGAUGAGGCUUAG
Molecule: messenger RNA, 996 nt
Organism: Penicillium subrubescens
Lineage: Eukaryota; Fungi; Ascomycota; Eurotiomycetes; Eurotiales; Aspergillaceae
Exons: 2
Coding region: 1-996 (331 amino acids)
Molecular function (GO): catalytic activity
Source: RefSeq, a predicted model, not a curated record